Messenger RNA from Phyllopteryx taeniolatus (common seadragon), 6469 nucleotides. It is a transcript of the gene tmem8b, whose product is annotated as transmembrane protein 8B. The record is from RefSeq and is a predicted model, not a curated record. NCBI's taxonomy places the organism in Eukaryota, Metazoa, Chordata, Actinopteri, Syngnathiformes, Syngnathidae. The coding region runs from base 469 to 2871 and encodes 800 amino acids. Gene Ontology annotation, cellular component: plasma membrane. The transcript is spliced from 13 exons.
UUUUAUUUUGUGUAUUUAGCCCAUUGGCAUGCAUCAUCCCAUUUUUUUGGGGGGGUCCUUGCAACACAAAUAUAAUCACCAGUAAUACAAAAUUAUAAUGAACCUGUGUUUUGUGGAAAAUUCUUACGGGUAUUUGGAGCUACUUAGUCACUUCCCACCCCAGAGAAUAGUUGAUAAAAAAAAAAGCUGUAGCUGUUUGUAGUGUGCGUGCGCGUGCGUGGCGCGCCCCGCUUGCUGCAAUGUGUGUGCGCAACAACCCCCACGGACUGACAUCAUCCGCGGUCCAAUACGAAAGUGGCCCACUACCGAGCCGUGGCCAAUCAAAGCCAACCAACAGGCCGCUGUCUGAAUGACGUCAUGCGCUAACAGCUGGCCGAGGAGAGAGGGAGCGGAGUGGGGGUAAAAAUGUAAAGCGGCAACAGCGAGCUGCACCGCGGCUCGAGCCCACGGCUACGAACAAUCGGAACCAUGUGGAGGGUGGACCGCUGCCCCGUGAGGAGGAUGCUGCUCUUCAUCGUUUACACGUUCGUCUGCGUUCCUGGGGAUUGCCUUUUUGUGACUGAAUACUUCACCCGAACGCCUCGUAAGCUCAGUGCUUACAACUCCUUCGCCAGUGUGGAACUGUUCCACUUCAAUGUGCCUGAUGACACCAUGAUGGCCGUAUGGAACCUCAUUAUCUUCAAGGAACAAGGCGGUACCUUUGGUGACAGCUGUCCCAAUCGCAAUGUGGCUGUGUACGUAAGGUCUGGUGCUCCCCCGGUAAUCAACCCCCUGAAAACUCACUUCCCUCGGGAUACAAUUGUCCCAGGAUCCUUUGCGGUGACUCUGACCUGGAUGCUCCCGAACCGAACCACGGGGGUGCUCAACGUGACCAGCCCGCUCCCUGGGGACUGGUUCCUGGCUGCGCAUUUACCCAAGGAUGAAGGCAAGAUCUCAGUCAAGGGUCUGUCUGAGGAGUGCCAGUAUCUGUUCCAGCCUCAGCUCAUUGUCCAGAGGCUCAUUGGGAUUGCGGUGCUCUAUCCGGGAUACUUCAUCGACCAGAUGAUCCCUGCUCACAACAGAUCUGCUCUUUAUAAAGUGUUUGCGCCAAAUUACAUAUCAAAGGUGAAAGUUCAGCUGCUGAACUGCGGUGUCAAGAACAAGAGCGGCAACACUUGCCCCGUGGUGUUGAAGAUAAGAGCGCGGGCGCCCCCCGUGCACAACUCGAGUGCCCUCGACUGCAGAGAGUGGAGCCCCUGCGAGCUGGACGCCUCGGUACCCACCUGGGAGCAAUGGUACUACAUCCAGGUGGAGCGAUACCUCACUAACGCCAACGUCUACUUCCGCAUCGGCGUGCAGGUUACAGACUGCAGCAAGUCCAACGCAUCCAAGGAGCAGUCCCCAGCCGGCUCCUCCAUGAACAUGCCGCAAUCGUUCGGGACGCCGAUGGCUUUCUCCUUGUCUGACGGCGUCUCCGCGGCGGUCCCGGGAGGGCCGUCGAACAACGCCACUCAGCUGCACACCUCAGGGGACAGCGUCGUUUACCUCGCUUCCCCCACCGACACCGACAAGUGCUGGCCCAUCCGUCCGACUCUUCGCAACGAGCUGGACACCUUCUCUGUGCACUUCUACGUAUUCUUUGGUCCAAAUAUAUCCAUUCCGCCUGACAGGGCGGCCGUGUUCGCCAUCAACCUCAUGCCCGUUUUAGACAGCGGGGGGGUUCUCAACAUGGAGCUGAAGCUCAACAUGUCGACGCUUAAAGACAAGAACGUCACCGUGUUUGGCUGCCUGACUCAUGGGAUGCCUCUCUUCCUCUGGCAAAACUCAUCAUUGAAAUGUGAAUCAGAAUCUGUAGCUGGGUUUUUCCUCUCCGUGAACACAUCCACGAAUAUCACCAAACUCAGGAUUCCAUACCCCCAGACGGGCACAUGGUACUUCAGUCUGCGCUCUCUAUGUGCCACAGAACAUGGUUUCGAGACGUGCGCCAACAUCACUGCAGAGGUGUACAUGCGCGCCUACCUGACGCCGUGCAUCAACGACUGCGGCACGUACGGACAGUGCAAGCUGCUGCGCACCAACAACUACCUUUAUGCUGCAUGUGAAUGCAAAGCAGGCUGGGAAGGCUGGGGAUGCACGGACAAUUCCGAGGCCUACUCGUACAGCUUCCAACUUCUCUCCACCCUGCUGCUGUGUCUCAGUAACCUCAUGUUCAUCCCGCCCGUGGUCAUCGCGGUACGCAACCACUACCUGCUCGAGGCCUCCGUCUACAUCUUCACCAUGUUCUUCUCCACCUUCUACCACGCAUGUGACCAGCCGGGCAUUGUGGUCUUUUGCAUAAUGGAGUAUGACGUUCUGCAGUUCUGCGAUUUCCUCGGCUCGCUCAUGUCAGUGUGGGUCACGGUCAUCGCCAUGGCCAGGCUGAAGUCCAUCAUCAAACAGGUGUUGUAUUUGCUGGGGGCCAUGUCCCUGUCCAUGGCUUUGCAGCUGGACCGUCACGGUCUGUGGAACCUGCUGGGACCCAGCUUGUUUGCUCUGGGCAUCAUGGCAGUGGCAUGGACGGUGCGCACCAUCCGGCGGCGGCGAUGUUACCCGCCCACCUGGAAGCGCUGGGUUUUCUUCCUCUUCCCGGGCACGGCCAUCGCCACAUCCGCCGUGGCCCUUUACGCCUUUGUGGAGACGGAGGAGAAUUACUUCUACAUCCACAGUAUCUGGCACAUGCUGAUCGCCAGCAGCGUGGGUUUCCUCUUGCCACCCCGCGCCAAACCCGACGCCAAGGUGACGCCGCUGAAACGUAGGCGAGGCUGCGGGUAUCAGCUGUGCGUCAACGAGCAUGAGGAACUAGGCCUGGUCGACCCAGCCAUCAUCUCCAUAAACAGCAUCUGCACCAGCUGAUAAACUCCUACACUUUCACCCUCCCCCUCUUCUACCUUAGUGACACUUCAUUGCCUUCUUUGACUUGGGACGUUCACACGGGAAAUAAGCCACAGAACUUGAAGAACAGCUGUAAAUACUUUUAUGCAGAUAAUGACCCGUUCUUUGAUUUGAUCAACUUGUCGUAGUUACAAUUGUUGUCCCCCGUGAAGCGAUGCAACGCCUCACGAUUUCGAUCAGUAGACUUUCUCAUCGGAAUUCUCCUCACCAACCAAUCUUGUUUAAACUCUUCAGGAUUAUUGUAUGUAUGGCUAAACCAGCCAGCCAGCCAGCCAACCAACCAACCAAGUCAAGUUAAGUCAAUUUUAUUUAUAUAGCGCCAAUUCACAUCAGAAGUUAUCUCAAGGCCAGAUCAAGAACCACACACCUCAUGUAUCUAUAUAUAAGACCACCAACUGAACCCUACAUUAGCAAGCACUUGGUGACAGCAACAAGGAAAAACACCCUCUAAACAGAACCCAGGCUUUGUGAUGCGACCGUCUCCCUCGGCCGGUUGGGUUGAGAUGGAGAGACAGCGUAGAGGGACAGACAGAAAGAGAAAACAGACUAGAGAGGUUGAGCGACGGGGGGAGGGAUGAGAGAACAAUGGGCACAACAACAGCCCUUUCACAACAGUAAUAGUCUUAUGACAGCUGGAUUAUUUUCCCCAGUCAAAGCAAGAACCUCAUUGCUUUUAACAUCCAUUCAACUAUUUUCUUAGCGCUUGUCCUUAUUAGGUUCGUGGGUAAACUGGAGCCUAUCCCAGAAGCGGGGUACACCCUAGACUGCUUGCCAGCCAAAUUCAGUACUUGUAACAUAGCUAAACAAAAGUAACAGUGGAAGCCGAUGUCAGACGUUGGAUCGGUGUUCUGUUUCAGCUUUCGACAGAGUUCAGCUAAUGUUUCAACUUGUAGGUCAAUCGUGCCAUGUUAAAGCCAUUGAUUUUAAUAGAAUACAUUUGAGGUCAAACAUCAAAUCAGUGCAAGUUGUUUUUCAGAUCUCGACAGGUCACAACUUAGGCCCACCGCGCACCGAGCAGCAUGACUGAAGUGGACCAUUUUGAAAAAAUUACACUUGGUGAUUUUGCCGCACACAAGGUUACUGAGCACCGCACAUCUCACGCUACAGUGGAAAAACUGCGACCCUAUAUCGGGUUUUGAGGCGCCACAUACAAUACACUGUAUUGUAUGUAUUGCUUUUACUGAACCUCAAAAACAUAGCGCAAUUGUCUCGGAAGAAGAUGCCAAACCCCGCACGCUGCGCGACAGUUCAGUCGCUCUCGCCCGCUUCAUUCGGUGUGCAACGGGCCUUACAAUGUCUGCUUCCAACUUGAAGGUUUACUGUACAAUGCCAAAGCCAGGAUCCCAUUGUUUUUAAUGGAUUUAGGACAGUUGGGCGAGGUAGCUGAAGGCUAAAGUCAAAUCAGUAUGUUAUUUUUCAGCACUCUGCAGGGCACAAGUAAUAUUUCAACUUCAACUAUUAUUGUACUGGGUCAAAGCAAGAACCCUAUCGAUGACUGACUUAGGCAGCUGAGGUCAAAAGAAAAAUUCAUACGUUAGACCCACUUUCCAAAGAGGUCGUCAAACUUCAGAUUGUUCUGUUAUCCUUUUGAUUCUGUCCCCUCGAUUGGCUGUCGACCAGUGCAGGGUGUAUCCCACCUCUUGCCCCAAAGCCAGCUGUGAUAAACUCCAGCUUACCCGUGACCUCAUGAGGACAAGUGCUAUAGAAAAUGGAUGGAUGGAUGUGGCAUGGCAGAAUGACUCCUAUCGAUUUUGACCCGGAUCGAAGAUGCUCGGGGGUGGUUUUCGCUCACUGCUCUUGAGCGAUCGCUUCGCGGGGGCUUCACACUGUCGUCUUUCACACUUUUGUAAGUUACCAUGGAGACAAGUGCAAGUAUUACUGCUGUAUGUAUAAUAUAAGUCAUUCUAAUGAAAUAUGAGUGUGUGCUGUACUAGUACACGCGCUUUUGUUUGUGAAUAUGCAUUCAAAGUCAAGGCUGCUAUCUGACGUUGACUGUACAACUGCUUCUGUUGGUUAUUUAUUGAAACGGGCUGGUUGCAUUUCAAUUGAAGGGUUUUCUAAGUGUGGGCUCCUUACAACCUUAAGUUUUCAAGACAAACUUCAAAAUAUCCCCAUAAGGGAGACGCAUAUUACAAGCCUUUAAGAAAUAUCAAGGUAAGAUAUUACACUCUGCGCCUGACAGAAUUUAUGAAUCUAUCUAUUUAAUCCUAUUAUUUAUCCACUUUAAACCGCUUAAAAAGGUAUCGCAAAGAAAUUACUGUAAUACAGAGAGACAAGACAGAGCAUUUUUUUAGCAUAUCACACUGGGGUCUAACACCAAAGGAAUUUAUUAAUCUAACUAGCACAUCUUAUUUUACCAGCAGUGCAAAAAUUAAGAGAUUUCAAGGUAGAGUAUUUUUUCAACAUAUCGCAGUGACACAUAAGUAAUUAAUCUACAUAUUACCAUCCCAUAUAACCAAUUGGAAAGAAAUUCAGACAUUUCAAGUCAAGAGCAUUUUUUUUUUACAUAACAGCAUGUGUCUGAAUUCACAAGAAUUCAUUAAUUUGUUAAAUCUAAUUUUAAUGACAGUUCAAAAACUAAUUUGAAAGACGAAGAAACUUCAAGGGAGAAUAUUUUUCGACAUGUCACAGUGACAUUUAAAUAUAUCUAUUAAAUUAGAUUUUAAAUGACAGUUUAAAAACUAAUUGGAAAGAAAUUAAGAAAUUGCAAGUUAGAAUAUAUUUCAACAUAUCACAGUGAAACCUGAAUAUUCUCAACUAGUGAAUCCAAAAGACAAUUCAAAAACUAAGUGAAAAGAGAUGAAGACAUUUCAAGUGAAAUUUUUUAACAUAUCACGAUGCGUCUGAAAUCACAAGAAUUCAAUAAUCCUUGUAAUAAAUCUCCUCUCAACAACAGUUUGAAAACUAAGUUAAGUAUGAUUAAGAAUGUUCAAGUCUGAGAGUUUUUAACAUGUCAGAGUGCUUCGGACGCCAAAAUGAUUCCACUAAAUUUCAUUUUAACAACAGUUUAAAAACUCGUUGCAAAGAAGUUUUAAGUCAAAGAAUUUUUGAACAAGCACUGGGUCAAACACUGAAAAUAGUUUUUCUGGAGCCUAUUUUCUGAGGUUUUCUGUUCUUUCCACGCUUUCUCCUCUCAUGACAAGAACAAAAAGCAAAAAAGUUAUCUUUACAGUUGAAAAAAAAAUCUUACUUUUCUCCUGCUGCUGCUGCACCUCACACUUUGAAAACCACUGCAAUUAAGUGAAGGGACUUUUAUGAUUUCUCAAGGGUACAGUUUUUUUUAGGAUUAUUUUAGAUUAUACGGUAUCUUUUGCACUGAGAAUAGUUGUCAUGUGGAAUGUUAGACUGUCUUUUGCAAUGGCAAAUGUACCGCUUUGAAAUGAAUGUGCUAAGUGUUCUCGAGGGGAACAAAUCCAAAGUGCAGCUGCCUGUCGGGAGGAGAGCGAGAGAGAGAGGUGGAUCAUUGCAGACCUCAAAUCAAGACCGGUCCUCCUUUUCUCUCCCCCGACAGGACCUGUGUGACACCACAUUCAUAAACAAUAAAUGUUUUCUUUCUUUG